This is a messenger RNA of Plectropomus leopardus (leopard coralgrouper), 6350 nucleotides long. NCBI's taxonomy places the organism in Eukaryota, Metazoa, Chordata, Actinopteri, Perciformes, Serranidae. The record is from RefSeq and is a predicted model, not a curated record.
CAGCCGCGAUGACUCCCACACUGCCUCAGCGAUGUCGCACCCGAGAACAGUUUUUAUCCUAAAAAACAUCUACCUCAGAUGAUCAGCUGUGAGUCCGCGCGUGUGUGUCCGAGAAAAGCGUUUCUGCACUGCGAUGCUGACAACAUGUUUGCUCGUCGAGAAGCUCAGCGCUGUGCAGCAUAGAGGAGGCGGCAGAGUGGAGCAGCGUGCACACUUACAGCAGGCUGUUGCAGUCAGGCAGCAUCAUGGAGGCUGGAUGUGUGGUUGCCGCGGUGAUUGAGAAUGCUGCCUCAGGACCCCAGGGUGAACCAGGAAGUAGUGACGUCCUUGAGGGAGAUGCGCUACCAUCUACUGACCUGGACAAAGACGAUGCCUUACCUCAUGCAACCAACAGUAAUCCUCCAGAAGACAAACAGCCACAGGAGACAUCCACUGCCAUGGUGAAGACUGAUGAGAUCACAGAACACCCAGCCGAGCCCCUCCUGCGCUCCUGCGUCAGCACAGCUAGCAUGAAGGUCAAGAACAUGAAGAAGCUGACGUUCCCCAGAGGUCACUUCCCCAGGUUGGCAGAGUGCGCCCAUUUCCACUAUGAGACUGUUGACUUUGGCAAUGUUCAGUUGGCCUUCGCAGAGGGGCAGAGUGAAGGACCGAAGCCUGGUCUGGACUCCAAAGAGCUGGUCUUUCUGGUCCAGAUCACUUGCCAGGGUCGAAACUGGCUGGUAAAGAGAUCCUACGAAGACUUCCGGGUGCUCGACAAACACCUGCACUUGUGUAUCUAUGACCGCCGUUACUCUCAGCUCACCGAGCUGCCACGAUACGACACAUUAAAGGACACUGUUGAGUCUGUGACCAAGAUGCUGGCGACCUACCUGUCACGCUUCUCUGCCAUCGCUGACAACAAGAUAAACUGUGGUCCAGUGCUAACAUGGAUGGAGAUCGACAACAAGGGGAAUCAUCUGCUGGUGUCUGAAGAAGCUUCCAUCAACGUCCCUGCCAUCGCUGCUGCCCACGUCACCAAACGCUACACGGCCCAGGCCACAGACGAGUUGACCUUUGAGGUGGGGGACAUUGUGUCAGUGAUAGACAUGCCUCCCAAAGAAGACACAGGCUGGUGGAGAGGGAAGCACGGCUUUCAGGUUGGUUUCUUCCCCUGCGACUGUGUUGAGCUGAUAAAUGACAAGAUCCCCCCCAGUGUUCAAAGCUCGGUGCCAAAACCAUACUCCUCAAUGUGUCUGUCCUUCUGCUUGAUGAUUUAUUUAACACUUGCUCCCAGGAUGCCAGACGGAUUGAUUUAAAGUGGCUGCUGUGUGUGUGUGUCAUGUUAAUCAGUGUGUAAGAAGCAUGGGAAGCUGGUAACAUUCCUGAGGACUUUUAUGAAGUCCCGACCCCCACCUCAGAAGCUGCGGCAGCGCGGCAUCCUCAGAGAGAGAGUGUUUGGCUGUGACCUGGGGGAACAUCUCCACAACUCAGGACAUGAGGUCCCGCAGGUUGUUAAGAGCUGUGCUGACUUCAUAGAGAAACAUGGCGUUGUGGAUGGUAUCUACAGGCUGUCUGGGAUCUCCUCCAACAUCCAGAAACUGAGGCACGAGUUUGACUCAGAGCAGAUUCCAGACCUGAGCAGGGACGUCUUCAGACAGGACAUCCACUCAGUGGGUUCCCUCUGCAAGCUGUACUUCAGAGAGCUACCCAACCCUCUGCUCACCUACCAGCUCUACGACAGAUUCUCAGAGGCCGUGUCUGCAGCCACAGAUGAGGAGAGGCUGGUUAAAAUCCACAAUGUCAUCCAGCAGCUGCCUCCUCCACACUACAGGACUCUGGAGUACCUCAUGAGACACCUCUCCCACCUUGCCACCUUCAGUCCCAUCACCAACAUGCACACUAAAAACUUGGCCAUCGUCUGGGCGCCUAACCUCCUCAGGUCCAGACAGAUCGAGUCGGCCUGUUUUAGCGGCACGGCGGCGUUCAUGGAGGUGCGUAUCCAGUCAGUGGUGGUGGAGUUCAUCCUGAACAACACUGAGGCUCUCUUCAGCACUAAACUCAAUGCCAUCAUACGUGAUAGCACAGGUAACAAUACCUUAUCCAGACCCAAGUCCCUGCUGGUCUGCUCCCCAUCCACAAAGCUACUGUCUCUUGAGGAGGCCCAGGCUCGCACUCAGGCACAGCUGGGCUCCCCAGCCACCACCCCCUGCCUCACCCACAGCGACUACAUUGAGGUUGGGGAGGGACCUGGAGCGCUGCUUGGCAAGUUUCACACAGUCAUCGAGCUUCCCAUGGAGAGCGGCAAGCGGCCUCCUGUUAAGGCUAAGAAGUCUCCUGUGGGGAACUGGCUCUCCUUUUUCCACCUGGGCAAGUCCCACUCUGUGUCCAAACGUAAACUGAAGCGACACCCCAGCGAGCCUAACGAGAUAAAGAGCAUUGCACUGCCAGGUGGAAGAGGAGAUAGCGGCACAUUGCGCUCUACAAAAAGCGAGGAAUCUCUCACCUCUUUGCACAAUGUGGAAGGGGAACCUCCGAGUUACCGCCCCCGCAGACCUCGCUCUACCAGUGAGGCCAUUUCUGGCGUCUGUAGAAAUGACGUACGCAACCCCAGAAGUAAAGACGAACACAAAACACACCCACUGAACGGGAAUCAUAAUGGUGCUGAUCGUGUCCACACCGCAGCAAGCAUUUCACCUCCACACCAGGAGGAUGAUCUUGAUCUUUGCCCUCCAGCUGCAGGCAUCUACAGUUUGGACUUUGACCCCAUGUCUUUCCAGUGCAGCCCAGCAGCAGCAACGCCUGGGCUGCAACACAAAGAUGGAAAUAAAUGGAGGAAGAGCGCAGGAUGCUCUAGUGAAUCAGAGCCCAUCUCCUCCCCUAACAACAACAUUAGCGGCUAUCAGUCUCCAGACAUUAGUCCUGUCCUCGCUAAAGGUGGGAAGAAGGUUACAUCCAAGCUGCUGUCUCCUAAACUCAGGAAGAAAUCUUUUAAGACGCAGGCAGAUGUUCAGAAUGCAUCCGCCUCUCCUCCACCUCUUCCUUCUUCUUCCCCCCCAGAGGAGAAGUGCAAGGCUCUGCUGGCAGAUGGAAAGGAGCCGAGGGUACCCUUCCCACACUGCAGCCCACUCAGCACAGCGAGCCAGGCGUCAGCCCUGACAGACCUCAGCCAGUCUGCACAGAACCUCCCCGAUCCAGGAACAGAUAGACUUAUGAGUUCAGUGUCUGUUCUCCCUCCUCACCCUCCCUUGACGAGUGCUGCCCGCAAGUUGGCUCUGGCUCUAGCUGAAUCUGCCCAGAAGGCCAGCAGUGGCUCCCAGAGAAGAAACAAUGUCCCACCGCACCCUCACCAGAGACAAGAAGCUCCUCACGCCCAGGACAGACCGCCCCGGCCCUCUGUUCUCGAUCUGAAAGUGUACCCUCAGGAGUACUGCGGUCCGCAUGUUUCCCAGUGGCAAACAUCAGCUCACAGCCCCGUGGAGAGCCACCGCUGCCCUCAUCCUGUUCAUUUCCUACCUGCGCACCUCGGCUCGGAGCCGUCGCAGGUCAUCGACGGACAGGAAAGCAUGUGCAAUUUCACGCCUAAUGUCAGCCCACUGGGGUCAGGGAGCUUGGAUGAAGGCAGUGCGGAGCGGAGAGACUGCAGGGAGGACAGAGAUGCCACACAAGCAGAGCCCACCUAUCACAGUGUUGGCGUUUCAACACCCACCCAGCCUGUGUGCUCCGCUCAGAGCCCGUCAACUUCGCCUGUAUAUGUUAACACCGACUCUAUCAAUGUAUUUAAUUUCCGCGCUGUUCUGGCGGAGACCUCCAUGCCUGCCUCAAUCGAGGAGGUCAUUCCACAUCCAUUACAGCCCUCCUCAACCCAUCACUACAGCCCAGAGGAGGACAGACCUCUCGUUGAGGACGUCUACAGCAAUCAGCAUCAUCGGCCGAUUCCAACAGGACGAAUGCCCGCACCUCACUGCCCACGGCCCAAUGCUCUGCCACCUCACCUUUUGGGGCCAAAAAGCAUAUACAGGCAGUCCUCUGAGGGCCACUACAGCAGUUUAGGGUUAAGGCACCCUUUGUCUCCUCAAUACAGACGUUACCACAGAGAUGAGCACCUUAUGAGUGGCUGCCACAGGCAACAAGGCCAGUGGCAGAGGUCAGACGAUAGAAUAAUCGGACACCCGGCCAUCCGGAGGGCUCGCUCCUUCCACGCCCCUCAGAUUAGUCACUACGAGCUGGCGGAGACAGAAGUCUUGCCCCCUGACACCAUGUUUUAUGUCGAGCAGGCGUCGAGUCAGGAGGCGCCCUAUCAGAGGCUGGUUCAGACCGGCAUCCACCCCGCUCGUCCGCAGUUUGAGAGCGCACAUGCUGAGUAUCGUUACAGCCCCUAUUCUGAUUUGAACCCAGAAGAUGGCUCCCAUUAUUAUGUGGAGCCCUGCCAACAAAGCGGCAUCCGACACAGUCAGUCUUACACCAUGCGUUCUAUGAGGGGACAAUCAGAUUACUACAACUACUCUCCUCAUCGCGUCCCUCCUGUGAACAGGGAGCUUUACAUUCAAAGCAGGGACACUGUCGUUUACGAGGCUAGAGAUUCAGAAGUUUUUGAAAGAGUUGUGUAUCAACCGGUCAAGCAGGAGAGCAAAUCCAGGUGUCAAACUACAGCUGUGUCUCCCUACGAAAGUCCCAUCUCACCGACUGAAACAAGAAACAGAGACAUUGUGCACACAAGAAGCAAGUCAGACCCUGGAAACGCCUGUCUCCUUUCCGCCAACAGGACAGAAAGCCAAAAUGUUGUGGUAGCUACAUCCCCAACUUCCCCGAGAUCACAGCAGGCAGACUCUGAGGCCACCAGGCAGCAGUACGGUCACCGCUCGAGUGCUGAGCUGGGACCAUCCAGGCGGAUACAGAUCAAAGAGAGCUCCUCACAGCAACCACCGCUUCGAAAAGUCCCCUCACUUCCAGAGAGGGGCUGUCCUAACCUCAAGAGCAUCGAGCACAACAACAGGAGCCACGCGCGAGGUCACGACCAGGAUCGAUUCAUGAUGACCAACGCUGUCAACAGCUACUCCGGUGUUGCAAAACCCGGCAUCCUCAGGAGGCCGGGGAGGUCGCAGAGCACCAGAGAAAAUCGCCACUACUAUCAUUACCAUGCCAAAUCCCCUCAGGAUCCCGAACAUCUGGGAUCUUUUUCCACUCAGCCUAACAGAAGGACUCAGAGCACUAAAGUCAGGCCCACACAAUAUGAUCACAAGGAGGGGUAUUACGCAGCGCCCAGACCCAAACCCACAAGAUCUGUUAAAGCCGUGGCCGGAUAUUUGCCCGGCCAGGGCUGCAUGUCUCCCCGCGGGCACAGACUGCUGUCCAAGGCUCUGGGUCACGAGGCUUUUUAUCAUGCUGCACUGAGAUCAGAGGCCGGUGUCUACGACUGAUUCUGACCACUGGUUUUGUCCAGUGGUCACUGGUUUUGUCCACAUCGGGGGCCAAAGGAGAACAGCACUUUAUCCUCUGCCAGACCAACAGACUGUUGUGUUGAAAGUGUGUUUGUUUUAACCAUCAGGAGCUGCUAAAAAGUGUGAAGUGAGGUUGCUGCUGGGGAUCAUACUGUCGCCAUCACUGGUAAUUUCAUAUUUUUGCUUUUGAGGGAGCUCAAAGGGAACAAGUGUGCAGAUAUUGUCUUAACUUUAUUUGAACUAUGAGAGGCAUGCUUGAGAAAAUGAUGGCUUAUAUAUUUUAUUUAAUGUCUAAACAACAAGAGAUGCCAAGCUAAACUGGUUUUAUUAAUAUGAUUUCACUAUAGGAAUGUGUAUAAAAUAACCUUCAUUUUAAAUGUAUUAUAUUUGUAUAAAUAACACACCGCUAACAUGUGGCCAAUGUACUGUACAUUUUAUUUUCUAUUCUAGUCUGCUCAGACUUCAACAAGCACUUUUGAGGAUAACUGUGUAUGAAACACAUUGUCUUAACGUGGUGUACGUACAUGAAGCCUCUUGAUAUACAGUAUAUAUUUUUUUCUGUAAGAAACAGCUUGCUCUGAAUCAUCGUUAAAUACUAAAUUAGCACUUUCGGGGGGUAAAAUGGAAGAUAACCUCAAAGUUUCUAACUUUUUUUCUCUUUAUCACACAUUGUAUAAUGCAAACUUAAAAUAACAAUGCGUGCUAUGAUUUCUGUUAAGCUCAAAGCUACCAUGGUGAAAUAUGCUACUUAUUCAGUAAAUGCAAAUUAGCUCCUUCAGUUAGGUGAAAAGGUGUAUUUUGUAUGGCAUUGUGGUUUUGUCACAACAAUGAACAUUACUUUCCUCUUUUAGGGAACUUUUAACAAUGUGGUGUUUUACAUGAAAUAUGAUGUUGUUUUAUUCAUUAAAGAAGCUGUUUCAAAUCCAAACAUGU